Messenger RNA from Kickxella alabastrina, 1349 nucleotides. RefSeq lists its product as uncharacterized. The record is from RefSeq and is a predicted model, not a curated record. NCBI's taxonomy places the organism in Eukaryota, Fungi, Kickxellomycota, Kickxellomycetes, Kickxellales, Kickxellaceae. The coding region runs from base 338 to 1144 and encodes 268 amino acids. Gene Ontology annotation, biological process: riboflavin biosynthetic process. Gene Ontology annotation, cellular component: riboflavin synthase complex. The transcript has a single exon.
GCCGGAUGGACGUUCAGUUAUCAAAUAUCAAAUAAGCAAUUGUCUUUUUCGACGCUUUUCUAUUAUCCACAAUAUAUUUUUUCUUCUGCUUAUCGACUUUCUCCACAUCAAAUAUCAAAUAACAAAAACAAAACCUACUGCACUGUCGAUCAAACGAGUAAUCCGCUUGGAUUUACCUUGUUCUUUAUUCGCUUUCUUGGCUGCCUCUGUUACUUUCAGAAACACUUUCUUUUUCUUCUUGUAAAUCAUCACUCGAGUUUCCUGUUUUCUAUUAUUUUGUUAUUUAUUUUCUCGCUUCUCCACACUUUCGCAGCAUAAACCGGGCGGUCGACACUCAAUGAAGGCGGUCAACAGCUUCCGCUCGCGCAUGCGGCUGGCGGACGCGAGCAUCGAUGCAGCAACAGUAGCAUCGACCACAACAAACGCUAAUGCAUGCUGCGAAAACAACAACGACGCGGCAGCGGCAGCAGCACCCGUGGCGCAGCGGCGACGGGCAUGCACAUCAGGCAACAGUACCGACGCAGUGGCAUUCCUCUCGCCGCCGCUCACCGGCGUCAGCGGCGACAAUAGUGCGCGGCGUGCGUGGGGUGUAGUGCCGCGCAAGCUACGCGGCCUGCACCCGUCGCCGGGCUUGAUCUACGUGCGCGAGAACCCGGCGCUGGUUACACAGGCGAUGGACAAGCUGUACGCGACGCUGGUCAGCACGUACAGCAUUGACAGCCGCGACAUUCGCGUCACCGACGUGCCCACAGCGUUUGACCUGCCGGCUGUUGUCCGGCGCAUUGGCAAGGACAAGCAUGUCGUGGUUAUUGUGGGUCUGCUCACACGCGACAGCGUGUGGUUUGAUGCCGGCCAGAUCGACCGCGUGCGCAGCUACCUGCUGCAGUGGUCGCAGGAGAACUGUGUGCCGCUGGUCGACGGCCUGCUUAUUGGCGACUCGCACAAGGAGCUGGCUGGACGCAUUGCAAGCCCACAAUGGAACGUGGCAGCACAGGACAACAUCGCAUCGGUGGCACCUCUCCAGCUGGCGUCUUCGCGGGCUGACGCCGACGAGGGCGACAUUGGUGGUGGCGAGUACAUGUUUGGGCACUAUCUUGCACAUCGCGCCAUGGAGAUGUUCUACUUUGAGCAUCGCGGCUGGUGACGGCCAUUUGAUUGAACGAACAUUAAAUGAAAUUAUAUCAAUUGAACACGAUGGCGCUGGACAAAAUAUGACCAGAGAAAAUAAUAUACACUGUAAAUAUGUCUACAUUUAUGAGCACACCUUGUACUGUGGAGCUCGCGCGCUGGCACGCGACACAUGAUUCCAGAAGCAAUUAAAGUAUAGCUGACUAGUAUUUGUAAACCCC